UAUAGUCAGGCAGGAGAUAGUGUUUAGCAUUUUUUAGAAGGUUAACUUUGAGGAAACAUGGAUAGGAUUUGUAUUGUAUUUGCUUUCAUUGCCAGAAUCAUUAAGUUGCUGUGAGUUUUCUGGACUCCGUGGCCAUGUUCCAGAAGCACUCUCUCCUGACGUUUUGCCUGCAUCUAUGGCAGGCAUCCUCAGAUGUUGUGAGGUCUGUAGGAAACUAGGAUAAGUGGGUUUAUAUAGCUGUGGAAUGUCGAGGACAGUACAUAAAAAACAAUGCUAAAAAAAACAGGGAAAUUCCAGACAGUAAACAAUCAGGGCCAGCUAACACCUCCCAACAAAGGAUUCCCCCAGGCAAUAAGCAGCCAGACCUUGAAGCUGAAAGGCUAUUCAGUGCUAAUCAAUGUGGUCAAUUGUAACAUUCACACCUGACUGAAGCAACCAAGAGUUCUUCCUCUAACCCUUGACUUUCCACAUACAGUAGAGUCUCACUUAUCCAACAUAAACGGGCCGGCAGAAUGUUGGAUAAUAAGGAGGGAUUAAGGAAAAGCCUAUUAAACAUCAAAUUAGGUUAUGAUUUUACAAAUUAAGCACCAAAACAUCAUGUUUGACAGAAAAAGUAGUUCAAUACCCAGUAAUGCUAUGUAGUAAUUACUGUAUUUACUAAUUUAGCACCAAAAUAUCACAAUGUAUUGAAAACAUUGACUACAAAAAUGCGUUGGAUAAUCCAGAACGUUGGAUAAGUGAGACUCUACUGUAUAUAUAAACCCCACUUGUCCUAGUUUCCAACAGACCUCACAACCUCUGAGAAUUCCUGCCAUAGAUGCAGGCAAAACUCAGGAGAGAAUGCUUCUGGAACAUAGCCAUACAGCCUGGAAAAGUCACAGCAAUCCAUGGAUAGGAUUGCUAUUUAAUGAUAGCUCACUUGCUUGUCCUUUCAUUGAGAUAGAUGGAUUUGACAGCUGAAGAAAGGAAUUGAGAUUGAGUGACUGUAGCCUUGGAGAUGGCUUCCAAAAAUGAUAGUAGCAGCUUCUGCGUCACUUGCAAUCCAGUUUCAUUCCCUGAAGUGGAUCAGCCUCGGCCAAGCUGUCUCCCAGCCACAGAACAGUCAAGGUGCCUUUCUUCUUGUCUCAAUUCUGCAGAGUGGCCACUGAGGCGUUAUGGACGGUUCAUGCCUGGAGGUUUGGGCCCUGCUUCAGGUUCUUGGAAGGUUUUGGAGUCAAAUGAAGAAUCUGGCUUUCUUGUACUUACCAUAGUAAUUUCAGGACAUUUCUUCAUUUCCAAAGGAAAGGAUGUAUUGGAAGGCUUUUCUUUAAUUGAUGCUUUUCAGUGGCUGAAGAUAGUAAGAAAUGCAGAUUGCAUGUUAUUUGGUUCAAAGGCAAAGGACAAACACCGUAUGUUUCGUGUUCAGUUUAUGGGAGACUCCAAAUCACAGGCAGAAGGUAACUGUGAUGACUGUGUGCAGAAACUUGCUGACUAUGUUCCAGUUCAAGUAAUAGAUUCAGCAAGACAGGAGCUGCUUCAAGGCCACAGCCUGCUACUUGAUGAUCAAAAUCAUCAGCAAGAUGCUGAACAAAAUGUACCAAUCCCACACUUGGUUGAAAAUCCUCCUCCAGUAAAAGGAAGAUUAUCUGUGGCAGAGUUAGCACAGUAUAUGAUGUCAACAAAUACUAAGCUGCCUCUUGCAUAUCAACACUCCACAUGGAACGCUGAAGAUUUAAACAGCUUUAUUCGACUGUGUCUCUUGGAUCAGAGCUUCCCAGCAUUUGUGGAAGAAGUGGAGAAACAGCUGAAAAAAAUUGCAGACAGUUAGGAAGCAAAGUGUUGAAAUGUAGUAUUCAAAAUAAGCAAGUUAUUACAAUUUGUUUAUUAAAAUAAAGAAUUCCAAACUCAA
Messenger RNA from Anolis carolinensis (green anole), 1888 nucleotides. RefSeq names its product REC114 meiotic recombination protein (gene rec114). The coding region runs from base 998 to 1807 and encodes 269 amino acids. The record is from RefSeq and is a predicted model, not a curated record. NCBI's taxonomy places the organism in Eukaryota, Metazoa, Chordata, Lepidosauria, Squamata, Anolidae. The transcript has 7 exons.